AUGGCGCACUACCAGGUCACCGCGACGUCGCUUACGCCCUCGCGCCCCGCGCCCGCCGCGCCGGUGCGGCAAAACAACGUGCAGAACGUGCUCGCCAACUCCGGCUACGGCUCCUCCUUCUCCGUCGGCACGUCCUCGCCCUCGAGCUCCGUCUACCGCGCGGACUACACGGGCAUUGGCGGAUCGCCGAAUCGCAACUCGGACAUGGUCAGCAGCUCGCACGUCGUCCGGAGCGGCGUCGUCGCCAUCAAGGAGGACGGCAUCGUCUCGUGGCUCUGGCGCCCCAAGUGGCUCGUGUUGAAGGAGCAGACGCUGUCGAUUCACAAGAGCGAGGUGAGUGUCUCUGUUACAGCUUUUCGGCGCGUUGGUGCGUUGGUGUCUAUGGCGCUAGGGGGUUCGGGUUGGCUUGGUCAGAUCAACGCGAAACAGGCCGCCAUCCGUAGAGCCCAAUCGCAACGUGGCGCGAGCGAUAGGUAA
This is a messenger RNA of Trametes versicolor FP-101664 SS1, 477 nucleotides long. RefSeq lists its product as uncharacterized. The transcript has a single exon. The record is from RefSeq and is a predicted model, not a curated record. NCBI's taxonomy places the organism in Eukaryota, Fungi, Basidiomycota, Agaricomycetes, Polyporales, Polyporaceae. The coding region runs from base 1 to 477 and encodes 158 amino acids.